This is a messenger RNA of Ochlerotatus camptorhynchus, 652 nucleotides long. RefSeq names its product keratin-associated protein 6-2-like. The transcript has 2 exons. The coding region runs from base 57 to 617 and encodes 186 amino acids. The record is from RefSeq and is a predicted model, not a curated record. NCBI's taxonomy places the organism in Eukaryota, Metazoa, Arthropoda, Insecta, Diptera, Culicidae.
CAAGUGUUGACUAGUCUACAAGUGCUUGUACAGAGAAGUUAUCUACAGAUCCCAAAAUGUGUAAGGAAUUAACCAUCCUCGUAGCUGCUUUGGCCGUUGCAUCCGCCCUUCCGACCAAGCAAGCCUCACCACAAUCUGCUCAAAAGCGCAGUUCAUCGGAUGAUCUGCAAAACGCAGCAACAUCUUACCAAAUUGGAGGAUCCCCUGGAUCUCGGUACGGACGGCAUCUGGGAUACGAUGGAUAUAGUGGAUAUAGUGGAUCUAGUGGAUACGGUAGUUACAGUGGAUCGCCCAGUAGUUAUCCACUUGUAUACAAUGGAGGAUUGACCAGUGGAUAUGCCGGAGGAUUAAGUAGUGGAUAUACUGGGGGGUUGAACAGCGGGUAUACAAGUGGGUACCCAAGUGAGUAUUCUUCAGGUUCAUCUACUGGGUACACCGGAGGAUUACAAAGUGCAUAUACUGGUGCAUACACAGGAUACAACAACGGAUAUCGUGGAUACAGUCAAAGCAACAGGUAUCCAUACACGACGGGUGCAGGUUACGGAAACGCUUAUGGGAGAUAUGGAGGAUACACCGCUUCUACCGGUUACACUCCCUACUACUACUAUAGCAACUAAAAAAUCUAGAUUCAGUGCAAGAAAUUCCUUUUAAU